GGCAGAGGGAGGGGCCGGGGGCCGGGGAGGUUUUGAGGGAGGUCUUUGGCUUUUUUUGGCGGAGCUGGGGCGCCCUCCGGAAGCGUUUCCAACUUUCCAGAAGUUUCUCGGGACGGGCAGGAGGGGGUGGGGACUGCCAUAUAUAGAUCCCGGGAGCAAGGGAGCGGGCUAAGAGUAGAAUCGUGUCGCGGCUCGAGAGCGAUAGUCACGUCCCGGCGCCAGCCCAGCCCGACCCAGGCCCACCGUGGUGCACGCAAACCACCUCCCGGACAUGCGCUCCCUCCUGCUCCUCAGCGCCUUCUGCCUCCUGGCGGCGGCCCUGGCCGCCGAGGUGAAGAAACCUGCAGCCGCAGCAGCUCCUGGCACCGCGGAGAAGUUGAGCCCCAAGGCGGCCACGCUUGCCGAGCGCAGCGCCGGCCUGGCCUUCAGCUUGUACCAGGCCAUGGCCAAGGACCAGGCAGUGGAGAACAUCCUGGUGUCACCCGUGGUGGUGGCCUCGUCGCUGGGACUCGUGUCGCUGGGCGGCAAGGCGACCACGGCGUCGCAGGCCAAGGCAGUGCUGAGCGCCGAGCAGCUGCGCGACGAGGAGGUGCACGCCGGCCUGGGCGAGCUGCUGCGUUCACUUAGCAACUCCACGGCGCGCAACGUGACCUGGAAGCUGGGCAGCCGACUGUACGGACCCAGCUCAGUGAGCUUCGCUGAUGACUUCGUGCGCAGCAGCAAGCAGCACUACAACUGCGAGCACUCCAAGAUCAACUUCCGCGACAAGCGCAGCGCGCUGCAGUCCAUCAACGAGUGGGCCGCGCAGACCACCGACGGCAAGCUGCCCGAGGUCACCAAGGACGUGGAGCGCACGGACGGCGCCCUCCUCGUCAACGCCAUGUUCUUCAAGCCACACUGGGAUGAGAAAUUCCACCAUAAGAUGGUGGACAACCGUGGCUUCAUGGUAACUCGGUCCUAUACCGUGGGUGUCAUGAUGAUGCACCGGACAGGCCUCUACAACUACUAUGACGACGAGAAGGAAAAGCUGCAAAUUGUGGAGAUGCCCCUGGCCCACAAGCUCUCCAGCCUCAUCAUCCUCAUGCCCCAUCACGUGGAGCCUCUCGAGCGCCUUGAAAAGCUGCUAACGAAAGAGCAGCUGAAGAUCUGGAUGGGGAAGAUGCAGAAGAAGGCUGUUGCCAUCUCCUUGCCCAAGGGUGUGGUGGAGGUGACCCAUGACCUACAGAAACACCUGGCUGGGCUGGGCCUGACUGAGGCCAUUGACAAGAACAAGGCCGACUUGUCACGCAUGUCAGGCAAGAAGGACCUGUACCUGGCCAGCGUGUUCCACGCCACCGCCUUUGAGUUGGACACAGAUGGCAACCCCUUUGACCAGGACAUCUAUGGGCGCGAGGAGCUGCGCAGCCCCAAGCUGUUCUACGCCGACCACCCCUUCAUCUUCCUAGUGCGGGACACCCAAAGCGGCUCCCUGCUAUUCAUUGGGCGCCUGGUCCGGCCUAAGGGUGACAAGAUGCGAGACGAGUUGUAGGGCCUCAGGGUGCACACAGGAUGGCAGGAGGCAGCCAAAGGCUCCUGAGACACAUGGGUGCUAUUGGGGUUGGGGCGGAGGUGAGGUACCAGCCUUGGAUACUCCGUGGGGUGGGGGUGGAAAAACAGACCAGGGUUCCCGUGUGCCUGAGCGGACCUUCCCAGCUAGAAUUCACUCCACUUGGACAUGGGCCCCAGAUACCAUGAUGCUGAGCCCGGAAACUCCACAUCCUGUGGGACCUGGGCCAUAGUCAUCCUGCCUGCCCUCAAAGUCCCAGAUCAAGCCUGCCUCAAUCAGUAUUCAUAUUUAUAGCCAGGUACCUUCUCACCUGUGAGACCAAAUUGAGCUAGGGAGGUCAGCCAGCUCUCUUCUCCUGACACUAAAACACCUCAGCCGCCUCCCCAGCUCUAUCCCAACCUCUCCCAACUAUAAAACUAGGUGCUGCAGCCCCUGGGACCAGGCACCCCCAGAAUGACCUGGCCGCAGUGAGGCGGAUCGAGAAGGAGCUCCCAGGAGGGGCUUCUGGGCAGACUCUGGUCAAGAAGCAUCGUGUCUGGCGUUGUGGGGAUGAACUUUUUGUUUUGUUUCUUCCUUUUUUAGUUCUUCAAAGAUAGGGAGGGAAGGGGGAACAUGAGCCUUUGUUGCUAUCAAUCCAAGAACUUAUUUGUACAAUUUUUUUUUUCAAUAAAACUUUUCCAAUGAAA
This is a messenger RNA of Symphalangus syndactylus (siamang), 2232 nucleotides long. RefSeq names its product serpin family H member 1 (gene SERPINH1). The record is from RefSeq and is a predicted model, not a curated record. Gene Ontology annotation, molecular function: collagen binding; serine-type endopeptidase inhibitor activity. Gene Ontology annotation, cellular component: endoplasmic reticulum. Gene Ontology annotation, biological process: negative regulation of endopeptidase activity; collagen fibril organization. Lineage: Eukaryota; Metazoa; Chordata; Mammalia; Primates; Hylobatidae.